Molecule: messenger RNA, 2193 nt
Organism: Antrostomus carolinensis (chuck-will's-widow)
Lineage: Eukaryota; Metazoa; Chordata; Aves; Caprimulgiformes; Caprimulgidae
Gene: MPPE1
Product: metallophosphoesterase 1
Exons: 7
Coding region: 113-1120 (335 amino acids)
Biological process (GO): GPI anchor biosynthetic process; endoplasmic reticulum to Golgi vesicle-mediated transport
Cellular component (GO): endoplasmic reticulum-Golgi intermediate compartment
Molecular function (GO): phosphoric diester hydrolase activity
Source: RefSeq, a predicted model, not a curated record
AGGGAUUUUGUACUGAUAGAAAACUCACUGUGGUCCUCUGACCAGCCCCUUCUGCUUCCAUCUGAGAGAGGAGAACUGAGCCAGUGGGAAAGAGACUUCUGUUGGUACUGCGAUGCUGAGUUCUAGCUUGACCACUGUGAAGAGUCUUCCUUUGAAGAAGAGACUCUGUUUACUGCUGAAACUCGUGUGCUUUGUCAGCUCAGUGUUAAUAUUCUGUGAAUUUUUAAUUUAUUAUGUGGUAAUUUUUCAAUGUCGAUGGCCAGAAGUGAAAGGUGGAGCUCACAAGGGUGAAAAAGAGACUUCAACUUCAGUCCUAAAGGCCAUAAUUUUAGCUGAUACUCACCUACUUGGUGAAAUCAAAGGACAUUGGCUGGAUAAACUAAGAAGGGAAUGGCAAAUGGAGAGAUCUUUCCAAACUGCCUUAUGGUUACUGCAGCCAGAUAUUGUUUUUAUUCUGGGAGAUGUCUUUGAUGAAGGAAAAUGGAGCUCACCUCAGGCGUGGGCAGAGGAUGUCAGGAGAUUUCGGAAAAUGUUUAGGUAUCCGCUUUCUACUGAGCUCGUGGUUAUCGCUGGGAAUCAUGACAUUGGAUUUCAUUAUGACUUUGUCAUAGUGAACAGCGUGGCCAUGGAGGGCGAUGGCUGUGCUGUCUGCCGUACCUCAGAGGCAAAGCUUGUGGCGCUUUCCCACAAACUGAACUGUUCCCAGCAGAAACCGAAUCAUUCCAACAAAGGGUGCAGUGAUGUGGAAAAGCUUCCAGCUUCAGAACCCAUCCUUUUACAGCAUUACCCUCUGUACCGGAAAAGUGAUGCUGAGUGCAGUGGAGAAGAUUCUGCUCCUCCAGAGGAGAAGAACAUCCCAUUUAAAGAAAAGUAUGACGUACUGUCCCAAGAAGCAUCACAAAAGCUGAUAUGGUGGUUUCAUCCCCGUUUGAUUCUCAGUGGACAUACACAUAGUGCUUGUGAAGUGCUGCAUGCGGGGAAAAUUCCAGAAAUCAGUGUCCCAUCAUUCAGUUGGAGGAAUAGAAACAAUCCUAGUUUCAUCAUGGUGAGUUUAAAUUUUUUUUAUUUUUGUCAGAUAACUUUCAUAAAUAAAUCAACAUGGCAGUCAGCUAUAUUUUAAAACUGAUUCUACCUGUAAAAACAAAAAUAAAAAAAUUGCCUACCCACCCAACCCACUCAGUACACUGCAUCCACUUUAUAAAGUACAUCUGUGGGAGCCACAUGUUCUGUGUGGUACAAAGCAGUGCUGUUAAAGGUCUAAUUAGUAUCUGGGUACAAGCAUCUAACAUUUUCUUAUAAAGAGGGUGUGUUGUAAACUACUGACUUGUAAAAAUAAUCAGUAUUGUGCACUGAACAGUAGAAAGACUAGUUUGGCUUGGUUGAUUUACCAGCUAUGAAAACAAGACCGUAUCCACCUCAAACUCUUUGCAUGGUGAUCACGGUUUUCAAACUUGUGCAUUAACCGCGUCACACAGUGAAAAUGUUUGUCACGUGCCAAGAGGCUGCCCCCGCAUUUCCAACUCACGUUUCACACAGUGCGUUGGUUAUGCUCUUGCAGGCAGUUCCAGUGCUCAGUACAUCCGUAGAGGUAAAUCAGUUAGUUCCCCAGUUCAAAAAUAAAACAGAACUCCUAGAAACCUGGAGUAAGAAGCAAAACCUACAGUCUGUUUACAUAGUCUGUGACUUGGAAGGGGACAAAUCUUUCAUGGGUUUUUACUGCUGUUGAGUUUAAGCUGCUUAAUACACAGAUAACCCCGAACUUGAAAAUUCAUUUUAUGCAACUGUUAAUAGUUCUUGUUGAAAGUAGUUCUGUUUAUUCCAUAUUCCUGAGAGUAGCUGCCUUCAAACUACACACGCUCUGUGCACAUGCCAGGCAGUGCAUCUUCACUGCAAGAACAAGAGGUUGGCUAAUUAAAGUUGCAUCAUCUUCACUACUGUUUUAACUUGGCCUCAGUCCGUUGUAAACUUUAAUCUGAACUGCAAAGUCAAGCCAAAACGCAAUCAAGUUCUUUGUUGUUCGGAAUCUGGAUUAGCCAAUGUGUUUUUUGCAGCAGGUACUGGGUAGGAGGAGGGCUUGUGGGGAGGAAGGGGCACAUUCACAAAACCUAACUUUAGCCUGGGAAGGCUCCUUCCCGGUGGAUUUACAGGAGCUAAAGUUAGGCUUCUCUUGAAGGCAGAUCAGAUGAGGAGCCC